UUUCGGGAAAGCCUGAAACUCGAUUUCUCUCUCUCCUGCGCGCGUCCGAGCCGAAAGGAAAACAGAGCAAAAGUGCUCCGGCCGAGUUCUCCACCCUCCGGCCACCAAACAACGCCAAACCACCUCCCUUGCCUUCGCCUCUACACCGCCUACCUGCUAGACUCGACUGUUUCCACCGGAACGGCCUCAAAUCCGGCAGAUCGGAGCUACAAACUUUGAAACCAAAAACGGUCAACGCCGGUUUUCUUCUAGCUCCGGCCACCAAAACUUCCUAUCCUUAGCUCUAUGAACUCGCCUCAACCUGAUGAUCAUCAUACUAGAAGGAUCGCACCUGGAGUGACCGGUUUCACGUUCGUCGGAGCUCGACCGGUUUUCGAUCCGAAACCAAAACCUUUCGAUCGUGAUAUCUCGAGCUGUAGUGCAUCGUUUUGAUUGAUUCUUGAACCAGUGAGUUCGCCUUGAUGUUCUUAACAACUCUCUAGAAGGAAUCGAAGCCUGAAAUUGAAGUUUUUACGUCGAAAUCAUGGCUCGCCGGUUUCUGGAAAUUUUCCGGCCACCUUCAAACUGUUCAAGCGGGUAAUCCUACAGUACAGAAGAAUCAGGAAGGCGAUCGGGCUGUAUAGAGUAGCUGCAUGCGAUACUCUGAUUUUCUAUUGAGAGGUUUGUUAUGCACAUUUAGAGCUUUACAAUCUUACUUGUAAGAGUGAGUUGUAAUAAUUAACUCGAGGUUUUCGAGAUUUGAAUUUUUGAGUGGCGUGUGGUGUCGUUGUUUAUGAAAAAAAUUCUGAACGUUUAUUUGUUGUAGUUGUUUAAUCCAUGUUUCGGAUUUGAAUUUGUUAUUCAAAAUUCGGGGCGUGACAAUGGUUGUGAGUUUGCUAGAUGGUCGAAUCUGGGUUUGGAGGGGUAUAUGUUGUUUUUUGUUUUGGUGUUUUCUGGGUUUUCUUUCAACUUUUGUUCGUGGUGUUCUUGGAUAGAAUUUGACAUAGGUGUAGUUUAGAUCCAUUUGGAACUAACUUAUUUGGGUUUUAGGGUGUUUGUGAUGGCUAACAUCAAAGAGAUCUUGAGUAGUGAGGAUUCCGGGUCUGACGUGUCGCUCAGCGGUUCAGAUAUGGUUUUUAUUGGCUUGUUGAGUCCGUUUUCCCCGCAGGAACCUCACUGUCCGAUCCGCUAGAUAUCGAAUCACUGCGUACAAUAUAUCCGACUAUGGCUGGAGAUGUGCAAAGCGGUAGGGGACGAGCGGAAACUGCUACGUCAGCCGGGGAAGAUACCGUCGCUAGCCAACGACGAGAGGAGCGGUUGGCCAGUCAUGGUGUCGCUAGCGGUUCGCAUGAGGAGGGUGGUAAUCCCGCUGAUGAAAGCGCUGCUGUAUCGACAUGGAAAUUGUCAGAUGGGAUGCCGGUGGAUGAAGCGGGCGACCCGAUGUCACAGGCAGCAAUCAAUAGGAUGAAGCGAGUGUUCAAGCUUCCUGGGGUGGCAAAGCUAAGGGCGUUGCUGAGAAAUGAGCCAGCAUCGUCUCUGCCAGCAGGGUACGCGGCUGUACACGAGGCGGUGCUUCGCCAGGGGGUUCGAUUCCCACUAUUGCCUAACCUCCAAAUAUUAUUGUGCGAAUUCGACCUCGCUUUUGGCCAAAUCUGUCCAAACAUGUGGAAGCUUCUAAUUGGGUUGAAUGGGUUGUGGAGGAUGUCCGGCUGUGAAGGUUCGACUGUGGCCGAGGUUCUGCACUUCUACGAGUUAGUGUACGUGAAGAGGAAAGGGUGUAGUGGCCAAGUGAACCUGAGUCGGCGUACCGGGGCGCCUCGACUAGUCGAGAAUCCUCCGGACUCUAUGUCCCCCUGGCGGGCAACUUGCUACUUCACGACCGAGGGUUGGGAGUACGACGCGACCCUCAAUAAAGAGAGGCCAACCCAUAGGAUUAAGUCGAAGUUUCAACCUAUCCGAGCAAGGUUGCACUUUGUGUUAAUGCCGGAGGAGGAAUGUCGCGUGGCUAGAAUUACCGAUUGCUGGAAGAACCGCAACUUGAUCUACGGCUAUUGACCGGCUAGGAAUUGUUAGCGCAUCUGAACUUGACUCGAGUUCCAGAUCCCUUUCCUGACAACAAAUUGAGCCGAGCGGCCUUCGACAAAGCCAUGGACAGCAUUGGCCUUGACAACUACCUAUAGAGCAUGUUUGCGGCGGCCCUGAAUGUGAAGAAGACCACCGUCGAUCCCAAGACGAAGGAGGUCAGGCCUUCCAAGCAAGAGGUUGUGCUGGAGAUGCCCCAUCAUUCUCAUCUCCCUGUCGUCGGGGAAAUUGCUGUGCGACCGACCGCCACCCGAUCGGAGCUCCUGGUGGCCGAGGGCAGGUGGUAAGAGAAUGCCGCGGAGAGGCCUGCUGGAACGCGCCGUGUGGUGCAAAAGGAACAAGCAGCGUCGCAGAAAGAUCCUGGCUAUGGUGAGGCCGUUAUUAUAGCCGGUCUGGAGCCGGAUACCUCGGCGAGGGUAGUUAUCGCUGUUGCUGCCCCGGGUGCAGCCCUUCAGAGGAAAAGGCGGCAAAAUGAUGGCGAGGAGGACGAUGUCGCGGUGGACUAUAUGCCGCUCUCCCUGCGCCAGCAACAAAAGAGGGCGUGGAAUGAUGGGAAGGCUGUUGUUGCUGAUGCCGGCGGGGAAGUGCCAUCCGGUGACCUCGAUUCCUUCGCCUCCUACACCUAAUUCCUCACCAAUAGCGAGCGGGAGCUGCUCUUCAGCAUCUGCGAACGGUUGGGGUUUAGGGGUAUGGACGGCACCGUUCAGGACACCCCUCUGCAACAGUCGCCCUUUAGCUCGGCCUUCGGCCAUCUUGCCGUUGGCCUGAAUGAGUUGUUCCUGGCGGUCUCCAAGCUAUCCGCCACUGAGGCAUAGCUACGCGCCGAAGUUGAUAGCCUCCGCAAGGAGUUGGCGGGUGUGAAGAAGUAGCUCCAGGAGUGUGAGCAGCAACUCUCCAAGGCGGAGGUGGACUUGGUGGCUGCGCGGGGCAAGUUGGAGGUUGCUGUCGAUCGGGACGUGCAGCACAAUGUCGAGGUGGCGGAGCUACGACAGGAGAUUGCCUGCAUUGGCGAACAGCUGUCGGCCAAAGUAAAACGGCUUGACAUCGUGCAACUGGAAUCUGCUGCUCGGGUGGAAGAAGUAAAGCCCCCCAGUAAACUUUAUCCCCCCUCUCCCCAAAUAAAAUUUAUUGGUGGGGGUAAUAAAAGUCUCCGGCGACCUCUUUGAGGACCUUCGGCUGUGACCGGAUUCCCGCGAUCGAAGUUUGGCGUCCGGUUUUAUUGCCCCCUAAUAAACUUUUUAUUGCCCCCAAUAUGAUGCAAUAAACUUUUUAUUACUCCCCAAUAAAUUAUUUAUUGCCGCCAAUAAAAAUUUAUUUGGGUGUAGUAGUACUCUUGGAACACCGAUAGGCAUUAAGUAAAAGAAAAAUUAAGUACUAUAUCUCACUUUGAACGGUGAUCGGAGUCCCGUGUUUUGUUUUAUUGGCCCCCCCCCCCCCCCCCCCCCCCCAAUACCACAAUAAAAUUUAUUGGAGGGUAAUAAAAGUCUCCGACGACCUUUUUGGGAACCUCCGACAACUUCGGCUGGUGAAGUCUUCAAUGACUUUUUAAUUAUUUCAAGGGCAGACUUGUCUUUUUGUAUUUAAAUUGGGUAAGCGGCCACAUAAAUCUUUUAGUGGAGUAAGUUGACAUUUGUUAGGUCUAAAUUGAGUAAAUAGUGAAGAUCCCUGAUAGAAGUCAAACUUGGAAACAAAAUAUAAGUCUACCAGGAUUAGAAACAUAAUCUAACUAGGAAUAAAAUACAUUAUGAAUCCUUUAUGAAUUGGGCCGAAACAGAUUUAAGCCCAAUGAUGAAUCCUAUUACGAACUAAAGAAGGAGUAGUCCAGUUCCCUCUAAGAUCAGGAGUAAAGGCUUUGAUGUAUAAAUAUACAAACAAAGGCCCGAAGCCGAAAGCAAAACUAAAAAAACCAAACAUUUCCAUGUCGCUCAAAUCCACUCUCAACCUAGCCAACAGAGCCAGCGAUGGCGAAGAAGAAGGGCGUCAUCGGCUUCGACGCUGCCGUGAACCACCGCAUCAUAAGGCCGAUAAGUACAGGAGGUCUAAGAAGAAGAAGAGAAGUGAGAAGCUGAAGUUGAACGAGGAGGAGGCUAAGAAGUCUCUGUACAUAUGUCACAUUGAACACCACCCUGGAAAGUGGGUCGCUUAUGUUGUCCGCGCCAUCAAGUUGUCCGAUUUGUUAUCCUCCUCCUCCUCCGAUGAUGAUUUGAAAUUACGGCAAGUGGGUUAUAAAGCCGGGGAUGAACUCCCCGGUUCUGUGGGUUGCGGUGUGUGGGGCUCCCGGAUUGUUUUCGCCGCCGGCAUGAAACCCUGCGGCCGUAUGCCUUCAUUCGAUCGUCCCGACAUAGUUUGGCAUAGAAAUGUUUAUGCCUUUGAAACUGACCCCAACAAGCAGCCUCGUGAUAAUAGUAGAAUUACCAAGAUGGAUGGCACAUUAGUUGAAGCCAAGUUUCGUCCACGGAUGGAGGAGCUGGGGGGCAAACUGUAUGCACUUUCAUAUAGGCUUGUGGCUGAUCCUCCCGCAUUUGAGGUAUUCGACCCGAAAUUGGGGAGUUGGGCGCCCCUGCCAGAGCCUCCAUUCUUCAAACGUCAUGGUCAGUAUAACCGCGGUGGCAACCUCUCUUAUGCAGUUACUGGCACCAAGAUGUUUGUGUCUCAGGAGAGAUGUCCUGUGUUCUGUUUCGAUGUGUCUGACCCAGACAGAGAAUGGAGAUUAGUCUCUUCUAUGUGCCAACGCGGCCCUUUUCCUUUUGGAAACAAAGCUUUGGUCCUGGACCUGCCGGCUGAUGACAAGAAGAAGAUAAUGUUUGCCUAUACUAUGGGUCGUUGGUAUCUACGAGUUUAUCUUAUGUCCUUGGAAGAAAAUCAAGAAUCUAUCACACCGAUUGGUGAUUUUAAGCUGCCAAGGUUGCCUCAGGAAUAUGAAUUUGCAAAAAGAUGUUAUUUUGUUCAUAUAGGAGGUCAGAAAGCCUGCAUUAUUGCCCCCGAAUUGGUUAUGCCUUAUAAACAAGGACCUGAUAUUAACGAGGCUGGGACUCAUAGGACACGGGGUGUUGCCAUGCCAUUUCAAUUUGAAGUUGAUAUCACCAAGGACGAGAAGAAUUGUUUGACCCUCCAAUUCAUGCCUACUCGUAUCUUCAAAUUCUGUACCAACCCAUCCACUUUUCCUGAUCCUGAAGCAUAUGGUUGCUUUGUGCUGUAAUUAGUUAGUUUGUUGCAUUGCUGAUGAUAAUUUUCGUAAUAUAUUGAUUGAGUAGGAGGAGGACCUUUCAGCGUCUUAGAAUCUGUUUUUUUUACUUUUUUUUCUGUUCUUUUCAGUAUUUCAUGUUCUGUAUUUGUAUUAUAUCUGCUCCUUAAACAGAUAUAUGUUUCAGUCAAUGAUAACAUUAUUUCCCUCUC
Rosa chinensis is the source of this 5457-nucleotide messenger RNA. RefSeq lists its product as uncharacterized. Bases 1204 to 2034 code for a protein of 276 amino acids. The record is from RefSeq and is a predicted model, not a curated record. The transcript has 4 exons. NCBI's taxonomy places the organism in Eukaryota, Viridiplantae, Streptophyta, Magnoliopsida, Rosales, Rosaceae.